AUCAAUGUGUCAACUAUACUUAAUUUUCAAGCGUGGUGCUCUUAGAGAGAGAACCAAUUGAACGAAAAUUUGUGCGCCUUGAUGCUACACUAGAGCAACAAUUAAGCUAGGCGAAGCACACAACCCAGGCUUCACUAAGCUUUAGAGAUUAAGCAUGCUUUAAGCGGUCCUUUUAACUGCCAAUCAGAGGUUGUGUCAAUGAUUCUUACAAAAAAAAUUCUUUGUGCAUGAUCAUCAGGUACAUCGAUUAUCUCUUCUUAGGAGAUUAUGUUGAUAGGGGCCAGCACAGCUUGGAGACUAUGACUCUUCUCCUUGCUUUAAAGGUUGAGUAUCCCCACAACGUUCAUUUAAUUCGAGGGAACCAUGAAGCGGCAGAUAUUAAUGCGCUUUUCGGCUUUCGAAUUGAGUGCAUUGAACGCAUGGGUGAGAGAGAUGGAAUCUGGGCUUGGCAUCGGAUUAAUAGGUUGUUCAAUUGGCUUCCUCUCGCAGCGCUAAUUGAGAAAAAAAUAAUCUGUAUGCACGGUGGCAUUGGAAGGUCAAUUAAUCAUAUAGAACAGAUAGAGAAUAUCCAGCGUCCUAUCACCAUGGAAGCAGGGUCGAUCAUUCUGAUGGAUUUGUUGUGGUCUGACCCAACUGAAAAUGAUAGUGUUGAAGGAUUAAGACCAAAUGCAAGAGGUCCAGCGUUGGUCACUUUUGGGCCUGAUCGUGUGAUGGAAUUUUGCAACAACAAUGAUCUUCAACUGAUAGUGCGAGCACACGAAUGUGUGAUGGAUGGCUUUGAACGAUUUGCUCAGGGACAUCUAAUUACACUUUUUUCAGCCACCAAUUACUGUGGAACUGCUAAUAAUACUGGUGCAAUCUUGGUAUUGGGUAGAGAUCUUGUAGUGGUUCCAAAACUUAUUCACCCAUUGCCACCGGCACUUUCAUCACCAGAAAAUUCACCUGAGCGCAUGGAAGACACUUGGAUGCAGGAGUUAAAUGCUAACAGACCGCCUACGCCAACUAGAGGUCGUCCUCAAACUGCCAAUGAUCGAGGUUCUCUUGCUUGGAUUUAGAUAGAUAGUGAAGAUUGUUUCCUACACUUCAGGCUCAUGCUAAUGUAGGGGGAAUUCCAGUUGUAUGUACCGCAUGAUGCCAUUUGGAAAAUGGCGGAGUUAUAGAUAUCUUCUCGAAGAGAUGAGGCUUUGAGGCCCUAGGAAUCUUCGACAGAAUGCACAGGCUUUAGACAGAACAAGAUUGGACUUCGCAGGUUGCAUACGCACCAGUUUGUCUUGAUGGAAACAGUUGGGGUUUAGAGUUGCCCUUUGUAAAUUAAGCCACAUGCAGGUAGAAGGAAUUUAGAGUCUUUGUUGUUAUCAAGGGUUUGUAGUGCUGGAUUUUGUUUUGUUUAUUGUACUAGUUUUUCAUCGUUGGUAGAAGGAAUUUAGAGUCUUUGUUGUUUCCUUGUUUAGGUGUAUUAUUUUUGUCUAUGGUAAAAGAGGACUUCAGGUCCACUAUAUUAUUGGUGAAAUAUAUAAUGCUAAAUAUCUGGUGGGAGUUCUUGUAUCAUAGAGGGGUGUUAGUUUGUGUAAUUUGUGAUGAUACCUUGUACAAUGUAACUAUUUUGAAGAAGAAAAAAAGUUUUAUCUCAAAAGAAAAUGAUGAAGGGGAGGAAUGGCUGAUUGUUUUC
This is a messenger RNA of Lycium ferocissimum, 1669 nucleotides long. RefSeq names its product serine/threonine-protein phosphatase BSL3-like. The record is from RefSeq and is a predicted model, not a curated record. The coding region runs from base 228 to 1055 and encodes 275 amino acids. Gene Ontology annotation, molecular function: hydrolase activity. The transcript is spliced from 7 exons. Lineage: Eukaryota; Viridiplantae; Streptophyta; Magnoliopsida; Solanales; Solanaceae.